Molecule: messenger RNA, 1896 nt
Organism: Verticillium alfalfae VaMs.102
Lineage: Eukaryota; Fungi; Ascomycota; Sordariomycetes; Glomerellales; Plectosphaerellaceae
Product: choline dehydrogenase
Exons: 3
Coding region: 1-1896 (631 amino acids)
Molecular function (GO): oxidoreductase activity, acting on CH-OH group of donors; flavin adenine dinucleotide binding
Source: RefSeq, a predicted model, not a curated record
AUGGAGGCACCUCGUAGCCUCGGCAGCAUCCUGCUUGUCGCCAGCACCAUCUUUGCCAAUCCGGCAACCGCCAACUCGGUUGAUACGUACGACUAUGUGGUCGUCGGCUCCGGUCCCGGAGGCGGUCCCUUGGCCGCCAAUCUCGCCCGAGCUGGCUUUAAGACACUGUUGCUUGAGGCUGGCGACGACGACAGUGCUUCAGAGGUCACUAACGCCAUUGCAUUGACGAACACUGCGGACACCACUGCCAUGACGUGGACCUACUGGCAACUGCGCCCUCCGGGAGCAGAGAUUGUCGGCAUCCAGUACCCCCGUGGCGCCACACUAGGAGGAUCAUCUAUUGUCAACUCUGCCUUGACUGUACAACCAGCCAACAGCGACUGGGAUUAUAUCAAGGAUCUCACAGGCGAUGACUCGUGGGGCGCCGCUCAUAUGGGAGACUUGUUCAUCAAGCUGGAAAGGAACCAAUACCUCCCUCGUGGUACCCCGGGCCACGGCUUCGAUGGCUACCUUGAAACAAUCCUGGGCAACGGGACCGUUUUUCUUUCUUCGCCGCAGGCGAAUGCGGUCCUAAAAGCCAUGGCCGCAGAAGCAGGGCAGAAUCCCGAAGACCUGAAGAACAUCCUGAACACCGACCCCAACCAAACCCUGAACCCUGACCGGGACCAGAUCACAGGUCUUCUGGGAAACCCGCAGCAUGCCAAUGCUACCUGGGCGCGCUACAGCUCGAGGAACCGAGUGCUGGAUACCGUGCGCGCCGUCAACAAGCACGGAAAGAAGCGGUUUCCUCUGGAAGUUCGUCUCAACUCUUAUGCGACCAAGGUACUCUUCAACAAGGCCCGAGGACACUCGCUGCCUCGUGCCGUAGGUGUCGAGUACCUCGACGGCAAGAGCGCCUUUCAGGGUGACCUCCGGUACGAUUCCAGGGUCAAGAAGACGUUGCGCCAGGUCUUUGCUCGCAAGGAGGUGAUCCUCUGUGGCGGCUCAUUCGGAUCGCCUCAACUGUUGCUCCUCAGCGGCGUUGGACCAGCUGCCGACCUCAAGGCCCUGAACAUCCCAGUCGUCGCCGAUCGACCUGGCGUCGGUCGCAACAUGCAAGACCACAACGAGAUUGCCCUCAUUGGUCACGGUACCCAGGCGUUCAACUAUGACGCCGCUCCCGGCGGCCCUCGAUCUCAGUGCACCUUUGGAGCUCCUGGCGACCGCUGUCUUGAGCUUUAUCACCAGGGCCAGGGACCGUAUGUCCAGCCCACCCUGACUCAAUUGGCUUUUCUCAAGACCAACCACACCAUCAACGACGAACGCGACAUUGCCAUCUUCCCCGGAUCCUUUGGGUUCCGUGGCUUCUGGCCUAGGAACACGGGACAGAAGUGGGACGACCCUCCGAUGACCUGGGGCAUGCACAGCGUCCACAUCCACGGCAACAGCACGGCUGGAUACCUCAAGUUGCGCUCGGCCGACCCGACGGUGACGCCUGAGAUCAACUUCCGACACUUCAAUGGUACAGGCGCCGCCAACGACAUCGCCGCCAUCAAGGAGUUCCUUGCUUGGGGUCGCCGUGCUUUCAAUCGUGUGCAGGCGCCAUUUGCUCCGUACAAUAUCACCUGGCCUCCUUGUUCAGGCACUAUUGGUGCCGAUGGAAGCUGCUCCGUGGCUAAUAGCGACGAAGACUUCAUUCGUGAGAAUAUUUUUGGUCACCACGUGAUCGGUACCUGCUCCAUCGGCCCCAAGUCUAACAAGAAUGCCGUCCUGGACUCCAAGUUCCGUGUCCGUGGUGUGUCCAGUCUGCGGGUUGUCGAUGCCAGUGCGUUUCCGAGGUCUCCUGGAGCGUUCCCGGUCCUUGGAAUCUACAUGUUGAGUGAGAAGGCAUCGGAGGAUAUUAUUGGGGGUCGUUGA